This is a messenger RNA of Talaromyces proteolyticus, 795 nucleotides long. RefSeq lists its product as uncharacterized. The transcript has a single exon. Gene Ontology annotation, molecular function: catalytic activity. Lineage: Eukaryota; Fungi; Ascomycota; Eurotiomycetes; Eurotiales; Trichocomaceae. Gene Ontology annotation, biological process: nucleoside metabolic process. Bases 1 to 795 code for a protein of 264 amino acids. The record is from RefSeq and is a predicted model, not a curated record.
AUGCUGCUGGAAAUCGAAUUGGGGACGGCUAUAGAAGUGAAAAUGCAGGAAUACCCUGAGUGUUUUGAGAUUGAUAGGAGUCCAAUUCUUGAUGCUGAACUUUAUACGGCCCUACAGCCACUUGGAGGUCCCUUCAUAAUGGAGGAUACGCAUCGUCUACUCAAUGAUGUAAUAGGCCAUUGCUUGCGGCUAGCAAUUCUAAAACCGUACAUUACUGAGGUUUUUGGUUUAGGCAAGACGAUAUACAAAUAUAUCAUUGCUCCUCUGGAGGAGCUUAUCAUCGGAAGCUACGCCGAGGCGGACCUAGAUAAUGUGAUGGUUAGCCGACCUACACUUGAAUUGAAUCCAUUAGCAUCGCCAGGGACUUUUCUUACCUCCACGAGAGGUAUUUCCAGGAGUCUAGAGAAUGACACGAUUCAGGGAUUGUCUAAGCUUAUUCUCGAAGAACAAAUGGAUUUCCAGCCGAAUCAUUUAGAGUUGCACAGAGAGAAUUCGUAUCUCGGUGCAAUUAACAGACUUGAUAGUCAACAUCGUUCAAGAAUUUUGUCUGACGAAUCUUCAGCUCCGAUUACCAAUCGCCACGAAGAAUACACUGUAGGGCUAAUUCGUGCCUUGCCUAUAGAGAUGGCUGCAUGCAUAGCAAUGCUUGAUGAAGUACACUUUGAAAUAUCUACAAGAUCAAAAGACCAAAAUAGCUACACGUUGGGAAGAAUUGGCUCCCAUAACGUGGUAAUAGCCGGUCUACAUACAGGGUUUACGGAACUACUUCGGCAACAGGAGUUGCUUUGGAUAUGA